GAGGUGAGUAGCGAUGUCAGCAGAUCUUCGAAAAAGAAAAAAAGACACCACUGCUGACAAUGAUGCCCCACAGGAAGCUCAGGCUGAAGAAGAGAACAAGAAAGAAAAGCCGAGCUCCUGCAGGUAUAGAUUCCUUUGGAAAUUGCUGCUCGGGCUGCUGCUGAUCGCUCUGCUUUUUGGGAUUAAGAUUCAUAGAGAUAAUGAGCUGGUGAGGCAGCAGGAGGCAGCACUGAGGACAUUAGGGGCAGAGGGCCUCUUCCUUUUCUCCUCGCUGGACACAGACAAUGACAUGCACAUCAGCCCUGAAGAGUUUAAGCCAAUUUCGGAGAAGCUGACCGGGAUUUCCACCACCUCCGACUACGAAGAGGAAGAGCUGCUAGAUCCAAAUGGAGAGACCUUGUCCGUGGCUUCACGUUUCCAGCCUCUGCUCAUGGAGACCAUGACAAAGAGCAAAGACGGGUUCUUGGGUAUCACUCACAGUGCUCUCUCUGGACUUAGGAACUGGACUACACCGGUGGUGCCCAAUAAUGUGUUUUAUGCCGGACAGUUCAAGGCGUUCCUUCCACCCAAGAACAAGUUAGAGGUGGGCAAUCCUUGGUGGAUAAUCCCUAGCGAGUUAAGCAUAUUUACAGGGUACCUGCCUAAUAACAGAAUUUAUCCCCCGCCUCCCAAAGGGAAGGAGGUGAUUAUCCAUAAACUUUUGUCCAUGUUUCAUCCGCGUCCUUUUAUAAAAACACGGUUUGCCCCUCAAGGCUCCGUAGCGUGCAUCCGAGCCAUCAGCGAUUUCUACUACGACAUCGUUUUCCGGAUUCACGCCGAGUUUCAGCUCAACGAACCUCCAAAUUUUCCUUUCUGGUUCUCCCCCGGUCAGUUCACCGGCAAUAUUGUCAUCUCCAAAGACGCCGCUCACGUCCGGCACUUUAAGCUUUUCGUCCCCAAUAACCGCACCCUGAACGUGGACAUGGAGUGGCUGUACGGCGCCAGCGAGAGCAGCAAUAUGGAGGUCGACAUCGGUUACCUGCCGCAGAUGGAAAUCGAAUCUUUAGGACCGUCCAUCCCGUCCACGAUCUACGACGAGAACGGGAAUAUCAUGGAAAGCCGGAAUGCAGAAGGAGAGGCUAUAGAGUUUGUGUUUGAAGAUAUAAACUGGCAGUCGGAGAUGACCUUUGAAGAAGCAGCCAGAAAACUCGAGGUCACCAUGUACCCAUUUAAAAGGGUUUCUUAUUACCCUUUUCCAGAAGCUUUUGACCGUGCAUUGGCAGAGAAGAAACUCGUGCAUUCGGUUUUGCUCUGGGGGGCGCUGGACGACCAAUCUUGCUGAGGUUCGGGGCGAACUCUCCGGGAGACCGUCCUAGAGAGUUUGCCCGUCCUUGCUUUGCUGAACGAGAGCUUCAUUAGCACUUGGUCGUUAGUGAAGGAGCUCGAGGAGCUUCAGAGCAAUAAAGACUCCUACGCAACGUUUGCUUCACUCCAUUUGGAGAAGUACAACUUCCCGGUGGAGAUGAUGAUCUGCCUUCCCAACGGAACCGUGGUUCAUCACAUCAACGCAAAUUACUUCCUGGACAUCACCUCUCUGAAGCCGGAUGAAGUGGAGACCAACCUGUUUAGCUUCUCCGACGGCGUGGAGGAUUUGUCCACCGUCACUUACAUCAAGUUCCUAAAGGAAGGGCUAGAGAAGGCCAAACCAUUCUUGCAUUCUUAGAUGAUGGCACAUUGAGUAGAAGCCCAGUUCUUGUUUAUGAAGUGUUAAUGAGCUGUAUUUUGUAUAGGGCGUCCAUUUUCUGUAGGACCCAUCUUUUUUUGGAGACCCUAUGUGUUGGGUUAACUUACAUAUAAUGUUCAUGUGGCUGUGGCUGAAAUAUCCUUAUUAAAGGUGAACUAAAACCCCAGAGAAAUAUUUGCAAAAGACCAUAGCUUAGGUCUGCUAUACUUCUCUACAGGGGUUGGUCACCUUUGAGUUAACUUUUAGUAUGAUGUAGAGAAUAAUAUUCUUAGACAGUUUGCAAUUGGUCUUUAUUUUUUAUUUAUGGUUUCUUCAGCAACUUUUCAGUUUGGAAUUUGAGUGGUUAUCUUGUUGCUAGGGUUCACAUGACUUUAGCAACCAGGGAGUGGUUUGAAUGAGAGACUGGUAUAUGAAUAAGAGAGGGACUGAAAAAGAUAAGUAAUAAAAAAUAAUAAAAUUGUAGCUGCACAGAGCGAUAGUUUGACUGCCGGGGUCAGUGACCCCCAUUUGAAAGCUGCAAGGAGUUUGAAGAAGGCAGAUAAUUCAGAAACUAUAAAUAAUAAAAGCUAAUUGAACAAUUGCUCAGAAUUGGACAUUCUAUAAUAUACUAAAAUUAACUAAAGGGGUAGUUCACCUUUUUAUUUUUCUAUUCAGGUCCUCUCCUGUUUAAAUACCAGUCUCUCAUUCAAGCCACUUUCUGGUAGCUAAGGUAAUUUGAAACCUAGCAACCAGAUAACUGCUGAAACUCCAAACUGGAGAGUUACUGAACAAAAAGUGAAAUAACUAAAAUGCACUAUAAAAAAAAAAAAAUGAAGACCGAUUGCAAUGUUCCAUCCAACCAUAUAUUGGCCAGAAUUGGCGGGCCGCCAUACAUACAUGUAUAGUCCCCACAUAUGCUUAUAUGUACGUGUAACCUAUGCCUGGUCGUGUUAUCCACAUGCAGUAUUGCAGCUCUGUAUAUAAGAUGCCUUUUUUGUAUUUGGAUUCUAUAUUUUUAUACCGAGGCGGAGGGGAAGGAAAUACUUGCUCAGUCCCUGGGCCGGCUGUACAGCAUGAGGGUCUAAUCUUUAAGUGUAAACGGGUCAGGCCUGAACUUUCUCGACAGUCGUGCGUUUGGGAUGAGAAGAUCAGCUCACCCCCUGCUUUCUUUAUUUAGUUUUUUUUCCCCACAAUGGUAUUGAACCACACUUAGCCUUGAUGCUAGGUUACAGUAUUAGGGCAAGGGCGCACGAAGCCCAUUGGCUGCUUCUCUCUGCGGGCGGUUUUUAUAGACGCGGAUCUACCUUAUCCGCACACCCCUGUAGCUUCAUUGACCGGCCCAUGUCGGCCUGUGUGUACACAGAGCGGAUAUUGGCACAAAAAUGAAUAUAUUUGCGUUUUCUUUACUUUAGCCCCAAGCAGGCCAGCACUGGGUCUGUGACUGGCGCUAUAGAGGUGUGCAAAAAAGGGCCUCUGUAUCUUUAAAAAAACGCCUGCGGUGAAUCCGCUUAGUGUGCGCUUGUCCUUUAAUGUUCCCUUUGGGGACACUGCACCAUGUGGGUUUAUAGAACCAGUAAGUAAUGGCCUUAAUUUGUAGCCUACUCACAGAGGCCUCUUUAUAAAGGCAUCUGAAAUAUUUAUGCUUUAUAAAGCAUGAAUUGUAUCCCAAUCACAGAAAUAAUCACAUUACAAGGCGAUAAGGGGUGUAUUUAUUCAGGGAAUAAUGUACCCUCUGAUAAAAAAUAUAAGGAUAAUAGUAGCAACCCAAAAAAUUGCAUAAACAUUAAGGCAAGAGACUGAAGUACAGGUAUGGGAUCCAUUAUCCGGAAACCCAAUAUCCAGAAAGCUCCAAAUUACAGAAAGCCUGUCUCCCAUAGACUCCAUUUUAAUCAAAUAAUUCAGAUUUUUAAAAUUGAUUUCCUUUUUCUCUGUAAUAAUAAAACAGUACCUGUACUUGAUCCCAACUAAGAUAUAAUUACCCCUUAUUGGGGCAGAACAGCCCUAUUGGGUUUAUUUAAUGGUUAAAUGAUUCCCUUUUCUCUGUAAUAAUAAAACAGUACCUGUACUUGAUCCCAACUAAGAUAUAAUUACCCCUUAUUGGGGGCAGAACAGCCCUAUUGGGUUUAUUUAAUGGUUAAAUGAUUCCCUUUUCUCUGUAAUAAUAAAACAGUACCUGUACUUGAUCCCAACUAAGAUAUAAUUACCCCUUAUUGGGGCAGAACAGCCCUAUUGGGUUUAUUUAAUGGUUAAAUGAUUCCUUUUCUUUGUAAUAAUAAAACAGUACCUGUACUUGAUCCCAACUAAGAUAUAAUUACCCCUUAUUGGGAGCAGAACAGCCCUAUUGGGUUUAAUUAAAGUUUAUAAGGUAUGGAGAUCCAAAUUAUGGAAAGACCCCUUAUCUGGAAUACCCUUGGUCCCGAGCAUUCUGGAUAACGGGUCCUAUACCUGUACUAUUAUAACGGUCAUGGUGACUUCUAAUAUCCAUAUUUUUUUAUAUAAAUAUAUAUAAUACACAAGAGCCAUAAAUAGCCUGGAAAUUCUAUCCUUAUAAUAUACAGUUGGGCCAUUUCCCUAUAGGGCCAAAGUGUAAAUUAUAUCCUUAUAAAUGGUGCUUAGUGAUGUCAUUUCUGUCACAUGACUCGCUAAAACUUCUAUAUUAUAAUAGAGUACCUCCUGGGAUUAGAAGUCACCUCGGAGUUUUAUCAUUACUGUACUUUUACGGGAUACAAAUUCCAAUCCAAAGUCUUACUGGUUCUUUAAACAGCACGGUUACAAUAUUUACUGCACUGACGCGUUUUAUAGGAUGCGUUUUUUUGUUUGUAAGAUGGUUAUUUUGAUACUCUCUGCAUGUUUACUGCAUAAUAUUCACAUUCGUUGGCCAAAGAGUUGGACGGCCAAGGGAGCGGAGCGCCAGAACUUUUAUUUUUUUUUUAAAUAUAUGAAUUAUAUUUGUAUUUUUGUAUCACGGCAGGAAGGAUGCGUUAUCUUCUAUUUCCAGGGGUUCCCUAUUCUCCAUGAAGGUCUGAUCUUAAAGUUACCCCCGAUAAUGGACCAGACCUGAGCCCACCGAAUAGCUAAACUCUGCGCAAUAAGAAAUGGCUCCAUCCUCUCUGCCUAAAAUAAAUGUUUUUUUUUUCCCAACCACACAGUAAAUGCCGCUCCCAGCGUUCCUCUCAGGAUUUAUGCAUUGUCUGGUUUUUUUGUACUGUUAAGUGUUGAAAUUAAAGAAAAUGUGUCAUUGGCCUCUGGUGUUGAUUCUGUGCCAAAUGUAUGUGCAAAUGGAAUAUUUCUGCAGUUUUAAAGGGAAACUAUACCCCCCAAACGAUAUAGGUCUCUAUAAAAAUAUAUCACAUAAACAGCUCAUAUGUAAAACCCUG
Messenger RNA from Xenopus tropicalis (tropical clawed frog), 5079 nucleotides. RefSeq names its product selenoprotein N (gene selenon). Gene Ontology annotation, cellular component: endoplasmic reticulum membrane. The transcript is spliced from 3 exons. NCBI's taxonomy places the organism in Eukaryota, Metazoa, Chordata, Amphibia, Anura, Pipidae. The record is from RefSeq and is marked reviewed.